Molecule: messenger RNA, 3880 nt
Organism: Rhea pennata
Lineage: Eukaryota; Metazoa; Chordata; Aves; Rheiformes; Rheidae
Gene: ARV1
Product: ARV1 homolog, fatty acid homeostasis modulator
Exons: 5
Coding region: 106-810 (234 amino acids)
Biological process (GO): sterol metabolic process; regulation of plasma membrane sterol distribution; sphingolipid metabolic process
Cellular component (GO): Golgi apparatus; cortical endoplasmic reticulum
Source: RefSeq, a predicted model, not a curated record
CCACAGCCCCCAGGAUGCCCCUCGCGGCGGGGCCCGGCUCCGCCUCCGAAGGCGGAAGCGAGGCGGUUUGAAGCGCUGAGCGGCCGGGGCGCGCGCUCGCUGGCUAUGGCGGAGCCGGGGCUGUACCGGUGCAUCGAGUGCAGCAGGGAGGCCUCGGAGCUGUACAGAGACUAUCAGCGCGGGGUGCUGCGCAUCUCCAUCUGCAAAUCCUGCCAGAAACCUGUGGACAAAUACAUCGAGUAUGAUCCUGUUAUCAUCUUGAUUAAUGCUAUUUUAUGUAAAGCGCAAGCAUACAGACACAUUCUUUUCAAUACAAAGAUAAAUAUUCAUGGAAAGCUUUGCAUAUUUUGUUUGCUCUGUGAAGCUUAUCUCAGGUGGUUGCAACUGCAGGAUUCAAGCCAAAGUAUAGAUCCUGACGACUUAAUCAGAUAUGCCAAGGAAUGGGAUUUUUAUAGAAUGUUUGGUAUAGCUUCUUUAGAACAAACUUCAUUUUUAGUUGGCAUUUUUAUUGCCUUAUGGCAGAUGAGACCUGAGAUGCUGAAAACAAAGUCUGACUUCAUUUUACUUCUCAAAGCACUGCUGUUGUCUAGCUAUGGAAAGCUUUUGCUAAUUCCAGCUGUUAUUUGGGAACAUGACUACACGCCUUUGUGCCUCAUGCUUAUAAAAGUAUUUGUCUUGACAUCAAACUCUCAGGCAAUCAGAGUUACGUUGAACUUAAACCUAAUGCUUGCUUGGUUGGCCAUCUUCAUUGGUUUAGUUUUGGAAAAUGGUGCAGUCUGCUUGUUCCAGAAAAUGGGAUGGAAUGUUUGAAAAAUCAGUCCAGAUCUAAAGAAAAACCAACACCACCAUCAUUUUCUAAGGAUGGUCUCUGCCAGUGGUCCCAAAGUCAAUAUUUUCAUAGUGAUAAAGAAAAUGAUAGGUAACAAAUUUUCAUUAUUGCUUUGCUGGAGACAGUUUUAGGAUAAGUUAAAAUGAGAAACUUGAGAACUUCAGCUAUUUAAUGUGAUGAGACAUAAAACUUUGGCCUUAGCUUUUUUCUUUUCCCAUCAAAAAUAUGAAUGUAUCGCUAUCUUAAGAGCUUUAUAAAUCUGGCUGUAUAGCUGUGGCUGUAACAAGAAAGGUACACUGAAAAAAUUCAACACUGCUACCAAUCAAUGCAUUUUGGCAGAAUGAGGGAGAUGACUUUUUCACUUAAGAGAAAGGAAAGCAGUCAGUGGAAAACAAAAUUGAUAUUUCUGCCAAAGCUGAUUUUCAGAGAGAGAUGAACAUGCACAAAGAGAUUAUUAGAGAAGAGGCAAGUAUUGCAAAAAAAAACUACAGUGGAAAAACUAAGUUGUGUUCUCUGGAAUGCUUAUGGAACAAUCCAAAAUAAUAAAAUACCUAGUUCUAGAGUAAUCUUUAGGAGUUAUGGUUUUAAUCGGCUUUAUUUCAAAUUUUUAUAUGAUCUUAUAAAUCCUGCUGCACUGUUCUGAAAGAUGGAAAGAGAGGCAGGGACUCUGACCUCCAGCAUACAAGGUUGUUUGGGAUACUGCUCCUGAUGUAGUUAAUAUUAAGCCUUCUCCCCCCUCCCCAACCAGCCUUCACCUGACAGCUGGUUUAGUGGAAGGAGGAAGUGAAGUAUGAGGCUGCGCAGCAGCGUUCUUUUAUGGAGUAGCACAUAUUGAAAAAGAAGCAAAAUUUGAACUAAAUUAGUGAAGAAACAUUUAUGGAAUUUCUAAACCUUACAUCCCAGCAGGCAAAGAGAGAGGGCUAGGUGGUCUACAAAGGAAUUAGAGGGAAUUGGCAGAAUCGUUUUCCCAAGACAGGCAGCGGUUAGCCCACAGACCUACUCUUUUUCUGCAGACCAGUUUCCAUCAUGUUCCAUCCAAAGUUUAAUUCUCCUGCUUCAUUUUGGAAGGGUGUAGUUCUGUCAGUACCUGCCACAGGUAUGAUUUCUAUUCUUUGUUUUUCUUAGCUGCAAUUUCCUGUCCAUCUUUUGCAAAAUUCACUAAAUAACAUUUUGCAGUAUCUUCAAAUUCUGAGUAGAUAUAGAGUAAGCCUAGACUGCGAGCCCAGAAGAUAGGAGACAUCAGACAUGUUAAAACCCUUGCCACCACAAUGCCAUAGUAAAGCUCUUUCAAGAGAAAAGCAAAUGGUUGCCUAUUCUGUUAUAAUAAGGCAGAGGCUGACAGCACUAGUGUGCCAUUUGCUGAAUAUGGUAUCUUUCUGAGCAUGUGAUGGUGUGGCCAGGGAAGGAGGGGGGAAAAAAAGAAAAAAAGCAAUUGCAACUGCUCUUAAGACAGCUUGCCCCUGAUAAGCACGUAGCUGUGAAGGUAUAUGAGGAAUCCACGUUGCUAUUGGUGUGAAUCAGUGACAAGACAAAUGGCUGUAGGCCUACGGUUGUCCACCUUUGGCUGAGCAGCAGCUUUAGCAACGCAGCACCUAGAACAUGUUCUGAUUUACAUGCUUAGAUUUGAGAAGAAACUCCUCUCCCCCAAAACUUUGUAAAAACAGUAUAUUGCCAGAGGUGCUUUUAGAAAUGCUUCCUCCUACCGCACAAGCACACAGCAUUCCAACAGAUGCUGCAGGUUGAGAGGGCACAAGGGAAAGAGCAGUAGAUCUUUUUAGAAAAGUUUUGUGAAUGUUGGUCUGGCCUGCUUCUUUCCUUUACCUCCUUUGCCUUCUCCCUCUAGUUUAAGAAGAGAUGCAGUUCUGCUGCAACAGAGAGGAUUACAGAAGAAUAUGCACUAGGAUGGUGCUCGUGCCUGCUGAGUCAAACUCUUUGUUAUUGCAGCAGUCAUCUGUCUGGAACCAGCUCCCUGCUCAUCAUACUACUUCCUUAGCAUUGCAGCUGGUAUAGCUUCCUACUGUUACAUAUGUCUCUCUGCAGGGAAUGUACAAACUUGCUCCCUGACACAGUUUUAUUUCUCUAAUGACCUACGAGCAGUAUUUGCUUGCACUUCUGUGAGGUUAGAAUUCUUUUAGUCUUGUAUGUGUCAUAGUUAUACACAGAUUUUUUUUUACUAAAAAUUUCUCCUUUAUCUUCUCUGGCACUGGUUUCAGUAUAAAGGCUAGAGUAUAGCUGAAUUGAGCACGUUCAAGUGCAAAUUAUGCAAGGGGAAGGUCUUGCAUCACCUGUAAUGUAAACAUGACCUAGUCAGUAGGAAAGUUGUAAGUAAAAUAUACAGAAAUUUUGUUUGGGAAUAGCUUUUCUACUUAAAGCUUAUUUUGAAUAAGACGUUGAUCUCACAACACUUUCCCUGAGUUUCACUUAAAGGAAAGAACAGACAUGAACACAUUCCAAAGGAAGAAAUGCAUAUAUAUUGCAUCGUAGGUGCCAAUAAUGUAUCAGUUCUGCACUCAGUAAUGCUAUCAGGAGACAGCACUUGUGCAACUUUAUGGAGGAGAGAGAAAAAAACUAGCAGAGCUACACAGCUGUGGAACAACAGCAGGUGUUGUACAGAUGUUCAGAGUCAAGUAACUUAGAACAUUGUGCCUUGUGUGGUUUUGUGCUACUAAUUAACCAGAACUGACAUGACAAAUAUAUUAAUAUUCUGUAAAUCAAGGGGGAACUUGAGGAUUCUGGAGCUGGGAGGAUAAUGUGUGAUUUUUUGAAGCCUUUGGGAAAGUAUUCCUUAUGGUGCUUCAGACUGCGAUAAUUUUGAGUCUUCCUAUUGUAAAUAGCUGUAUCCUUCGCAUUUUUUCCUUUCUUACCUUUGAUCUCUUCAUCUUUCACAAAGUCUUUGUAAAGAAAUAGUCUAAUAGUAUAACUCUUUCCUUCCCUGUGCUGGAAGAUAUAUUACAAAUGGCCUGCCCUUUCUAUGUAUCUUCAAUUGCGUCAUUAACUUAUUGUAAAGGACUUGAGUUAAAAAAAUAAAAGCCUGCGUAUGAACACCUGUAA